GACUUGCAAAGGUGACACUUUCCAGCUGGCAGCAGAGAGGCAGCAUGAAAAGCCCUGUGUGCACUUCAAGGCACAUUAAAUGUCUCCUCAUUUUCAGCCUUUCCCUAGGACUCAUCUUCCUGUCGGGACUCUUCCGCAUGAAGAAUAAAGACUCCAUAUUCUCCAAGAGACACAAGGAGCUGCUGCUACCUUCCAUGCCUUGCCAUGCCAAGACAAAUGUCAUGUUCCUCAAGACCCACAAGACAGCCAGCAGCACCAUCCUGAACAUCAUGUUCAGGUUUGCAGAGAAGUACAACCUCACUGUCGCCCUCCCAGCUGGGCAGCUCCUGCACCUGGGCUACCCACAGACCUUCCUGACCCAGUUUGUGGAGGAGUUUCAAGCUGUAGGACAAAACUACAAUAUCAUGUGCAACCACUUGAGGUUUAACCCCUCUGAGGUGCAAAAGGUGAUGCCGGCAAACACCUUCUACUUCUCCAUCCUGAGGAACCCAAUUCCCUUGCUGGAGUCUUCCUAUGCCUACUACAAGGACGCUGUCCCUGCCUUCUGGUUCUCCAAGGAUGUGAACGAGUACCUGGCAUCACCCAGGAAGUAUUACCACAAGGUGGAUAACAAGCGAAACAUCUAUGCCAGAAACAUCAUGUGGUUUGACUUUGGCUAUGACAACAAUGCUGGGGACAGUAAAAGGUACAUCCAGGCAGUCUUGAAUGAGAUUGAACAGAAUUUCCACCUGAUCUUGAUAGCAGAGUACUUUGAUGAGUCCAUGAUCCUCUUGAAGCAUGCUUUGUGCUGGGAUCUUGAUGAUGUGGUUUACUUCAAGCUCAACUCCAGAAGCCAGGACACUGUCCAGACCUUGACUCCAGAAAGUGAGGAGCAGAUAAAAGUGUGGUGCUCGCUGGACUGGAAGCUCUACCUGCACUUCAACCACACCUUCUGGAGGACAAUUGAGAAGACCAUAGGACUCAAGGAUCUGGAGAAGGAGGUGAAUCACCUGCGAACGAGACAGAAGGAACUUAUGAAGUCCUGUCUCUCAGACCAGGAGGCAGUAGGGAAAGAUCACAUCAAGAACAAAGCUCUCCUGCCUUUCCAGUCAGGGGCAGCAAAUAUCCUUGGGUACAACCUCAGACAAGACUUAGACAACAGGACUUUGAGAACCUGCCAGAAAAUGGUUAUGCCAGAGCUCCAGUACACAUCCUAUCUUUAUUCCAUUCAACACCCACACAAGGAGAGGAAACAGCUAGGCUUGCCCUGGCAGUGGACCAGUUUCCAGGAGAAGAUGCAGCUCUCGACUCCCAACUAA
Molecule: messenger RNA, 1298 nt
Organism: Indicator indicator
Lineage: Eukaryota; Metazoa; Chordata; Aves; Piciformes; Indicatoridae
Gene: GAL3ST2
Product: galactose-3-O-sulfotransferase 2
Exons: 4
Coding region: 45-1298 (417 amino acids)
Biological process (GO): glycolipid biosynthetic process; glycoprotein biosynthetic process
Cellular component (GO): membrane
Molecular function (GO): galactosylceramide sulfotransferase activity
Source: RefSeq, a predicted model, not a curated record